GAAAUAAAAAAUCGUUUUGUUCUGAAGGGGCAAAGCGGAAGUUGAAAGUCAACAAACGGAAAUAGAAAAGGCAGAUCACCGGAAAUGGUGUUUGGACGUGAAUUUAGAAGCAAUAGUCAUUAACUCCAAGUACUUUUCACGCAUUUCAGGUAAGCAGCACGAUGGGCUUCCUGCUGUCUAAAUCCAUGGAUGCCAACCUGCAGAAGCAGCAAGAGUUUAUGCUUCACAACUCCAGACUGCAGAUGGAGCGUCAGGUGUUGCUGCAGAACGAGAUGAGACAGCGUCAGGCGGCCAUGCAGCUGGCUUGGUCCAGAGAGUUCCUGACAUACUUUGGCACCUUCUUCACACUCACCUGUGCUGGACUCACACUGGGGGCCAUCAAGAGAAAGAAGGCGGCCAUGUUGGCUCCCAUCCUCCCUCUCAGCUUCAUCCUGACCUACCAGCUGGACGCUGCCUACGGAUCACUGGCUCAGCGCAUCAGAGCGGAGGCGGAGUCUAUCAUGUCGUCGGAGCAGCAGCGUCUGCAACUUCCUCACGGGACGCCGACCUUCGACAGCAUCGAGAAGACUCGUCGCGCCAAAAUCAGCCUCACCUCCAUCUUGGAAAAAUGAGGGCUUGAGGAUGAUUGACAGCUGAGUUUGUUUAUCUUCAUCAACUCUGCGCCAAAACGACUUUUGGCUCACAAAGUCAAUAAAACACAUCCUCGACUUAAUUAUGUUCAGCAAACAUUUCUCAUGGAAUCAUUGACAAUUAAACCACUAAAAGAAUA
Nerophis ophidion (straightnose pipefish) is the source of this 769-nucleotide messenger RNA. RefSeq names its product plasminogen receptor, C-terminal lysine transmembrane protein (gene plgrkt). NCBI's taxonomy places the organism in Eukaryota, Metazoa, Chordata, Actinopteri, Syngnathiformes, Syngnathidae. Gene Ontology annotation, cellular component: plasma membrane. The transcript has 5 exons. Gene Ontology annotation, biological process: positive regulation of plasminogen activation. The record is from RefSeq and is a predicted model, not a curated record. The coding region runs from base 162 to 611 and encodes 149 amino acids.